Messenger RNA from Aethalodelphis obliquidens (Pacific white-sided dolphin), 5843 nucleotides. RefSeq names its product solute carrier family 25 member 27 (gene SLC25A27). The transcript is spliced from 10 exons. Bases 200 to 1129 code for a protein of 309 amino acids. Lineage: Eukaryota; Metazoa; Chordata; Mammalia; Artiodactyla; Delphinidae. The record is from RefSeq and is a predicted model, not a curated record.
CCACUGGGCUGCUCAAGCCCGAGGCUGCUAGGGAGAGGGUGCAGGUUCGGUGGGCCCAUCUGGCGGAGUCGAGCAAGGGAAAUGGUACCCGCCCCGCCGCUCGCCGGUUGAGGAGGAGCCGCUCUGGCCAGGUGGCAGGCCAGCCGUGGCGCGGGGCGCGGGCCAGAAGGGGCGUAUCGUCCUCACGUGCUGCUGCUGAAUGUCGACUCCGGAGGAUGAGGAGAGGCUCUCGCCGCUUGCCCAGAGAUGGCCCCGCGCGAGCAAGUUCCUCCUGUCGGGCUGCGCGGCCACCGUGGCCGAGCUAGCAACCUUUCCCCUCGAUCUCACAAAAACUCGACUCCAAAUACAAGGAGAAGCUGCCCUUGCUCGGUUGGGAGACGGUGCAAGAGAGUCUGCUCCCUAUAGGGGCAUGGUGCGCACGGCCCUGGGGAUUGUCCAAGAGGAAGGCUUUCUAAAGCUCUGGCAAGGAGUGACACCUGCCAUUUACAGACACAUAGUGUACUCUGGAGGUCGAAUGGUCACUUACGAACAUCUCCGUGAAGUUGUGUUUGGCAAAAGUGAAGAUAAGCAUUAUCCCCUUUGGAAAUCAGUGAUUGGAGGGAUGAUGGCUGGUGUUGUUGGCCAAUUUUUAGCCAACCCAACUGACCUAGUGAAGGUUCAGAUGCAAAUGGAAGGAAAAAGGAAACUUGAAGGAAAACCACUGCGAUUUCGUGGUGUGCAUCACGCAUUUGCAAAAAUCUUAGCUGAAGGAGGAAUACGUGGGCUUUGGGCAGGCUGGGUACCCAAUAUACAAAGAGCAGCGCUGGUGAAUAUGGGAGAUUUAACCACUUACGAUACAGUGAAACACUACUUGGUUUUGAAUACACCACUGGAGGACAAUAUCAUGACUCAUGGCUUAUCAAGUUUAUGUUCUGGACUGGUAGCUUCUAUUCUGGGAACACCUGCUGAUGUCAUCAAAAGCCGAAUAAUGAACCAACCGCGAGAUAAACAAGGAAGGGGCCUUCUGUAUAAAUCAUCAACUGACUGCUUGAUUCAGGCUGUUCAAGGAGAAGGAUUCAUGAGUCUCUAUAAAGGCUUUUUACCCUCCUGGCUGCGAAUGAGGAGCGUACAAUGUGAUGGGAGAAGAUAGACACACCCCUUGGUCACUGGUGUUCUGGCUUACUUAUGAAAAAAUCAGAGAGAUGAGUGGAGUCAGUCCAUUUUAAGCCCUUAAAGAUGCAGCCCUUAAAGAUACAGUGUUCAUUAUCAUUGAAAUGCGGGCAUCUGCAACAUACACCCCCUAUUAUUUCUACCUCUUUAGGAAGACACCUUACUCCACAGAGACUGUGAUUUAUAGGGGGCAGCACUUUAUUUUUAUCUGGAAACCCAAGUUCUCUUUGACUCCUCUUUUUGUUCAAAAGCAAUCUGAUUGGAUCACACAAGGCUUCCCAAUGAGACCCAGCCCAGUGUUUUCUAAGGAAGAGUCAAAUCCCGACCACUUACCUUGAGCAAGAAGAUUCGACCUUCGAGAUGCUAUUCUAUGCUGAAGAGCUUGCUUAGAGGAGGAAAUGCCAGAAGGGAGACAGCAUCUUAGACCUGAAGCAGACAACAGUAAUGUGGAAAAAUACAUACGUACAUAAUGACCACGGAAUAUAUUUAACCUGUCGUGUCAGUAUUUACGACUGAAAUUUGAUAAUUCACUUUUCUGUUGCCGUUAAAGUGUGCAUACUUUAAAUUAAAGGGAGGUGAAUGAAUAAACAUUUUGAGAUUUCCCUAGUGUUGAAGGAACUUGAUGUACCUUUUCUUGCCAGGAGGAUGAAAAAGAAUCAAGUUGAGAUGAUGUUUGGAUCUCAAGGGAAGAAGCCGUUUUCCGUCAGUGCCCUGUCGUUAGUUGAUCUGUGUUCACUGGUUAACUCGCCAGCACACAGGCUAAGGACUUCCUGACAGCCACCGACCACAUCUUGAUGAAAACAGAAAAGAGUCUUUGCUUUGUGACAUAUCCCAUUCCAGCUUGAAUUUGUCACUAGCUCUCAAGAAUCUCAAUAUAUGAAAAACGCAGUUUAUUUGAUUAAAGCUCGAGUGGACAGGUCCUUUUAAUAAAGAAACAUCUGUUAUCAUCAGCCUCUCAGUGGCACGUUAACAGCAAAGCUAAGAUGAAGUCAGUCGACAUAAAUCCUUUCUUAAUCUCCCCUUCCCUAACGCUUAGGGUCCUAGAGAGAGAGAACUCAGAAAUCACACUAAAGCUGUCUCUAGCCUGAGUCUUAUUCAAUUUGACAAAGCCUCCCGCCUAAAAAGUGAUAAGUAUAAACUGCUUAUGGUGUACAGUUUUGUCUCCAAUCACUAAAUCACAUCCCUUUUCUUAGAAAGGUGAGAGAUUUCUUCAGAUUCACCUCUAUACCACCUGUUCCCCGCAACCUCAGACAGUGUGCAUUUCUGGAUGGAUGGCUACAGUUAUGGGUAGAGGCUGUAACUGUCAAAAUAGGAAAACCCCAAAAGCUCAGACCCAAGAAAGACCGUGGAGCUGACCAAACAGGAUUUAUCAUGGGCAUGAAUGAUGUGGAACAGAAAAAAGUUUACAAGUACCCUGUGGUUGCACUGAUGUAUAAUCACUGCCAUUUAAGAGGGGAAGUAUGCUUUAAAAUAUAUUUUAAUGUGAUGUACUAAUAUGCAGUGGUUUAUUGUUUUUGUAGAAUUUACAGAAUGUGAAGUUUAAUCUCUUAAAAUCUUUCGGUGGUCUACUUUUCCAUUGCAUUUGUCAGUCUGUAUGAAUUGAGUUGUUAAAUAUAUUUAAAAUAAUAUUAUGUACUUAGGUUCUCAAGUGUUCUGUAUUAGAACCACUUUAGGAAACUUUGUUUUUUGUGUGUAUUUUAUACAUUUUUAAAUCAAGUACAUAUUGGAUCAAAAUAAUUAUAUGCAAACUGGACCCUGAAAAACUUUAUUUAGCUUUAUUCUUUGAGGGGCUUGAGGUAAAAACAUUGCUUACAUAGUGAGACUAUUCCCUGGUGUCUGGAUUCAACACGAAUAAUUGGUUUUUUUUAACUGGAAAUGACUCCUUAGGAUGGUCUGGUUUAAUUCUUCCAUUGUCUAAGUUAGGAAACUGAGGCCUAGAGAAGUAGAGUUGUUCAUGCUCAUAACUUACUUAGUAGCAGAGCCAGGAUAAAGAUACAGAUCUCUUAAUUAUUGUUACAACUGACAGUUAUUGUACCCUGAUUAGGUACCAAGUAAAUGCCUUAUGUUAUCUUCACAACAUCCCAGCCCAGUGCUAUUGAAUCUUCCAAAAACAGACUUUUUCUUUAUGGCAUUUCUUGUCUUAGACAUUUUAAAUGAAUUUGAAUUGCCUUUAGCAUACGUUUUAGAAUGGAGUCACCAUACUUUAGCUAAAACAUAGAGACCCUCCAGAAUCUGACCAAAUCCUGUAGAUCCAACACAUAUAUCCUAUCACAGUUAUACUUCUCCAGUGAAAUCAUUUUCAUUAAUGUAUCUUGGAACUUUGCUUUAUUUUACCAACUUGAAAUCAUCUUGUUCCUCUCCCAAAUAACCCACAGUAAGUAAAAAGAAAUAAUAUUUCAGUAAUUUUGUGUCCAUACUGAAAGACAGCCAUUUCAGCCCACUUUCUUAUAAUACAACUGUUGGUGGUAUUUAUCUUCAGCUCAGUAUUGAUAAUACUUAACCUCUGAGCUUCCUUUGCUUAGCUUCCCCAUUUUUUCUCUUCACAAAUGAAUUUUUUUUCUCACUGAAAAAUAUACAUGUUCUUAUUUUUAAUUAUAUACAGUCCUUUGUUUUUUAUAUGUAUAAGUGAAUUAGCAUAUCUAAAUAAAGAGAUAACAUUUCUUAAAUUCACUUUUAGUGAAGAAUAAUGUGUCUUUAUCAAGUGCUCCAAAUCCUAUUUAAUUAUAAGCCACUAGAGGUAGGACUAUGUCUUGUUUUUAUAUAAAUCUCCACUCUCAUUAGUAGCAUUUCUUUGCUAUUAGGUACUCAACAAAAGUUACAUAUGAUGUGAAUCAAUUUUGGCUUCAUUAUUUUAAGAUCUGUACCUAUCAUAAGACUAGUCUGAAAUUUCUUUCACUUUGCCAAGAAAAAAAGGAAGGAAACAGAUUCAGGGAGGUUUUAAGUGUAAAAAAAAAUUACUUUUCUGUCAUCUUCAAAUUUUUAAGUAUAACCAUUUAUGUACCAUUGAAAUAGUUAUACAUGUCCUUUUCUGUUAAUGAAAACAGAUUCCCUCAGGACCUCCAUUGGAAAAAUGUUUAAUACUUGGUGGUUAAAAACAUUGAAGGUGAAAAUAUUUGAUUCUCUUCUCUCCAAUUAAAUCAGACCUCUUUAAAAAUGAUUACCAAACAAAUAUAUAUUAUCAUUGAAUGACAGGUAAUGUGGAGGAAAGGCUGAACAUGGAUUCUCAAGACCUUUAUCCUAUUUUGGGUUCUCCUCCUGAUAAAGUAGUAUAACUAUGAUCAAGUCCCUUCACUUCUCUUCUCUUGAUGUCCAUUUCUUUAUAAGAUGAAGUGACUGAACUCUAGAAUCGUAACUUGCAUGUACUUGAAGAGAGCCAUUAUAUGAAUGUCAUGUGAAAAAAAUAUAGGAUUGAAAAAAAUUAUUGGGAUUUGUUGUUUCCUGGAUUUAAUGAAUUUCUUGUGUUUUAGGAUGAGGAAAGUUUUAUUCAGGCCUUACAGCAGAAUACAAACUUUUUAUGUGGCUGGAAAUCCUUCCUUCACCUAGUAGCAGAGUUCUCUUCCUUCAGGCAACCCUGGACACGUCACCCUGCCUUUCACCUUCAAUUACUCCUUCACCCACACAAGAAAAAUUAAAAUCUUUGACACUAUAUACAAGACCCUCUCAACCUGGCUUCAACCCAUUUUUCUAAGCUUUGCAUAUUACUCGGUACCUGCACCUUACCACCUUGCAAAUUCAUUGCCCCACUUAUUUCUCUGGAGAUGCUCUUUACGUGGCUGCUUCCCAGGCAGUGUUCAUUCUGUGCUGUCCGCCGAGCUCUCCUCCCGUCACUACCACCAUUCAUCUUCACCUUCACUGGGGAAGUCCUACUUUAACAUCUAGAAUGAUCUCUGAAGACUUGAACAUCUCCAACACCUCCAUGCUCCCAUUGCUUCUUCUGUGGAUGUCUGUCUGUCUGCAUGGAUGUGUGUCUGCCUCCCUAUACAAAUGAACUCUCGCAAGCAAGGGUCAUGCAAUACAUCUCUGUUUCUCUUUGAAACUUCACACAGAAGUCAAUUAGAAGGUAUUUGUUGAAUUCAGAGAUUUUUAGGGGUGGAAAGAAAAAGAAACAUUUAUGUACCCGUGAUUAAGCCAUAUGUUGUUUUCCUCUUACCUUCAGAAUAAUUGUGUCGGGUCAGUAACACUCAAUUUCAGGCGAUUCUUUACCAUGUGCAGUGCUUAACUGCAUUUUCAAAAGACCUGUGUCUUUAAACAUAUGUAAUUAUUAUAAUUUUAAAUAAGUAUUCAUCAGUUUAAUAGCUAUUCUACAAAAAUCUAGAAUUUGAUAGUUUUAAAUCAUACAAAAUAUUUGGUUAGUCAAUUAACAGUUAAUAAAUAUGUGAUGAGUUUAUAUUAUUCAUUUUAGAGUGUAUAUGAAAAUUAUAUCACUAUUUGUAUGUACAUUUUACCCACUCGAGUGUUUUAUUAUUUAUGAAUCCUGAGGAAUAUGUGAUUAUUUUUCUCUCCCCAUACUUUACCCCCAACAGGCUGCUGUGAUUGUCAACAGCAGCAGGAUCCACUUUGAAGGUUUGAUAAAAGCAGAUGAAGAUGCUUAAAGAUGUCUGUUUGCUGAAAAUAACUGGUAACAAACAGGAAUAUAUGUGAGUAAAUAUAGUGCAUCAUUCUGAUUUUUAAAAUAAAUGUUUUAAAAUGCCUAA